AUGAAUGUGAUCCUGGGGAGAAAUUUGUUGCCAAUUGCAUUGAAUACUUACCUACCCUCAAUCCUGCUUGUCAUCAUCAGCUAUGUCACAGUUUUCUUCAAGCCUUUCUUCUUUGAAGCUGUUGUUACAGUAAAUCUCACUACUUUACUGGUCUUGGUUACAUUGUUUGUUAGCGUUAGCAAUAGUCUACCACCAACCUCCUACAUCAAGAUGAUCGAUGUUUAUCUGAUUUUCUGUCUUCUUAUACCAUUUACUGAAGUUCUUCUAAUCACCAUCAUGGACUUCUUAAGAAUAAAAUCUGAAUCUGGCAGUGAUUCUGAACAUGGACAACAAAAUUCUGGACAGCGAACCAUCAACCAUCAUGGGACUCUUGUAACGGUAGCUGAAGAAAUCACUCCUGUUGAAAAUGCUGCAGUACCUGAUACAACUGAUUUUGUGUUCGUAAGUAGGAGACAAGAGGUUCCCACUGUUAGGAGUAUACUUAAAGCUGACAAAAGAAUUCAACCCAUGGAUCUUAUCCAACGAAAUGAAAAGAUUGAAGUUGAGGCAAGGCAAGCACUGUACUCUCAUGCCAGGAAAAAGGGAAAGAUUUUGAACCGGUUUAAGAAGUUUGCAGUCUAUGGCAUACCGUUCAUCAUUGUCAUGUUUAUAGCUCCUUAUAUGAUUGUAGGUAUAGCACAUGUAUACAGUGCUAGGGUUGAAGCAGCACUCAAGAAUUAAACCAACCGAAACAUAAAUAAAAGAAAAGAUAGUUUCACAAAUAGAGGCUACAUAAGAGCGAAGGUCUCCAAAAUGUUCUUCUACAUAAAGUGAAAACCAGAACACAAUGGAAUAGGAAGACGACAUUAUAUCAAUCCUCAUCAAUCCUCAAGUGUAGCUGAUGGUGUUAAAAAGUAAAUCACUCAUUUAGUGAAAUAGGUCUGUUUACACUGCAAAAUUGCUGUGUCUCAUACUCAUUGGACGUUUCAAACUUCUAAAACUUGAUUCUAAAAAGUCGUCUUCCUAUUUAAGAUAAUUCUGGUUAACACUAAAUUGUAUUUAAAUAAAAUUAAAUUAUGUAAAUGUAAUUUAGAUGUUAUUAAAUGUAAUUUAGAUUUAAGGGCUGCGUUUGAAAUGUAAGUAAACAUUAUUUAUAUGUUAAGAAAAUUCAAAAUUCAGAUUUACGUGAAUAUGAUGUAUAUUCAGGUAUAUUUAAAUGCUAGAUAUGUAAAUGUAAUUUAGAUUUAAGGAUAAGUAAUUUAAAUUUGCGUAAAUGUAAUUUAGAUGUAAGGGCUCCAAUUCAAAUACAAGAUAUUGUUAUUUGAAAAUGAGUAAACAUUAUUUACAAAUAAGUGAUUAUUGCUAUUUAGAUUUAAUGUAAUGUAAUUUAGAUUUAAGUAAAUAUGAUAUAUUUUCAAGUAAACUUAAAAUAUGUUUAUAUGAAUAUUUCUAUAUUUAAGUAAACUUAAAUUAUGUGCCAGUGUAAUUUAGAUGUAAUUAGAUGUAAUUUAGAAUUAAGGGCAGCAAUUCAAAUAUAAGUAAAUGUUAUUUAUAUUUAAUCUAUUGCAAUUUAGAAUUAAGGGCUGCAAUUUGAUUAGAAGUAAAUGCUAUUUAUAUUUCAUCAAUUGCAAUUUAGAAUUAAGGGCUGCAAUUUGAUUAGAAGUAAAUGUUAUUUAGAAUUAAUCUAUUGCAAUUUAGAAUUAAGGGCUGCAAUUUGAUUACAAUUAAAUGUCAUUUAUAAUUAAUCAAUUGCAAUUUAGAUAUAAGUUCUGCAAUUUGAUUACAAGUAAAUGUUAUUUAUAAUUAAUCUAUUGCAAUUUAGAAUUAAGGCUCCAUUUUAAUUAUAAUUAAAUUUCAUUUAGAUUUAAAUGAAUGUUAUUUAUAAUUAAAUAAUGUAAUUUAGAUUUAAGGGAAUGUAAAACGCACUUAUAUGUAAUUGAAUGUAAUUAAUCAUAAUCAAGAAAUAUUUGAGCAGGUACCCCCAAAUCUUUGUUUACAUAUAAAGUAUUAUAACAACAUUAUAUGGGUGAAAUACAGGGUUACCCACAAAGGAAGAGGCUUUAACGACGAGUGUACAGAAUGUAUACUGUACAGAAUGUAUACUGUACAGAAUGUAUACUGUACAGAAUGUACAUUGUACAGAAUGUAUACUGUACAGAAUGUAUACUGUACAGAAUGUAUACUGUGCAGAAUGUAUACUGUUUUUUAUAUUUACGAUUACCUGCAACUAUAGUUGUUUCUUUUUUGCCUAAUCAUUGAAUAAGGCAAAAAAGUUAUAUUUAAGGCAGAAGCCGUAAAUUUAACCCCGGAAUUGUCAAUUUCAAAGAGAUUCAGGUCGUCUUUACAGUCUCAUCCUUUAUGGCUAUUCCUGUAUAAACAAAGCUAACUUGAUCUUAUCUACAUUUUCAGUGGGAGGAAUGUAAAUAUUUCAGUACAAAAAUAUUUGAAGGU
Molecule: messenger RNA, 2430 nt
Organism: Eurytemora carolleeae
Lineage: Eukaryota; Metazoa; Arthropoda; Copepoda; Calanoida; Temoridae
Product: gamma-aminobutyric acid receptor subunit beta
Exons: 7
Coding region: 1-720 (239 amino acids)
Biological process (GO): regulation of membrane potential; signal transduction; chemical synaptic transmission
Cellular component (GO): neuron projection; membrane; synapse
Molecular function (GO): neurotransmitter receptor activity; transmembrane signaling receptor activity; monoatomic ion channel activity
Source: RefSeq, a predicted model, not a curated record